CUGCCCCAUGCCUCUAAAGUCGACAAAACAUCUCAAGAUACAUCGAUAUGGAGGGGAAUCUGCAGGCGCCAAGUAGUCGGCACUAUUUCUGCCUCAGAACUAGAUUUACCCUUAAGUGCGGACAAAGUGACAAGCUCACAAGGCUGUGACUUGAUCUGCAAUUACAACCUGCGAAUUGGUGGUGAAUUUUGGUUCCCUGGUUGUCUUCCAGAGUGGAAGGAAAUUCCUUUGCCAAUCACUCUUAAGCGAAGUGAAAGAACGACUGACCGGGAGUGGCCCCGCUACUCCUUCGAACCAAUGUUCCAAGCAGUGGAGGAGAUGAAUGCCCAACUCAAGUUUAACGAUGUAGAUAUUAUCUGCAAUCGCAAUUGUCUCAGAAGCUUACUGCGCUUCUGUUGUAUGGAUUCCUCACAGAGUUUCCAAGUCAACCUGCAAUUAGUUUACAAUACUUUGUUGAUUGAAAGCUAUAAUCCGCAUCCAUUUGUUGAUAAAGGAUUCGGUAGAGUAUUUGAAAACGUUUGCAGGAGUUAUCCCACUAGAAGGGUAGAAAGCUCAUCCCAUUAUUGCGCUCUACGCUAUCCUUUGGGAGAGCUGAGUUGUGUCGUCCGUUGCGAAGUCGACGCUUCUUACAAUGACCCGGAAAAGCCGAGCUGGACGUCUAAUAUUCGGACGAAAAAUAAAAAUGAAGCUAUGAGACGAGCCGGCCUGAAUCACCAGUCCACUGCAGCUGAACUCAAAUCGACUGCUUCUUCCAUAUCCCAAAGUAAAUGUAUGCCACAGCUAUGGUUCGGGCGAACUUCCUGGCUUAUUCGUGGCACUCAUUCGAACGGAACCUUUCACGAUGUAUCGAUCACUAACGCUGGGGCUUCUUUUAAUGAGUGGGAAGAAGAAAACCAGACCGAACUGCAGAGGUUGGUUAUGGUGCUCAAACAAUUGCGUGCCAUUACCCGAGAUUCUGGGGGAGGUCAAUGCGCUGCCAUCUUCGAACAGAGAUCGAAAUCCCGAGAGAUCAAGGUCUUUAGAAGGGCUGAGAAGUGGCAGGCGAUACCUGAACCCUUCAUAUUGAAAUUCUGGGACUCU
Molecule: messenger RNA, 1080 nt
Organism: Clonostachys solani
Lineage: Eukaryota; Fungi; Ascomycota; Sordariomycetes; Hypocreales; Bionectriaceae
Source: the annotation of a GenBank genome assembly